This is a messenger RNA of Paramecium sonneborni, 135 nucleotides long. Lineage: Eukaryota; Ciliophora; Oligohymenophorea; Peniculida; Parameciidae. The record is from the annotation of a GenBank genome assembly.
UAUUGAUAUGUAUGUUUUUAAACAUCUUUAAAUUGAGAAGAUUGAUAAGAGAAUUAAUGAAUAGUGAGUUAUUAGGGAUAGGAAUAUAAAUUAAGAAAAAUAAUAGGGUGAAAAUAUAUGAAACAAAAAUAUGAA